This is a messenger RNA of Cordyceps fumosorosea ARSEF 2679, 1479 nucleotides long. RefSeq lists its product as hypothetical. The record is from RefSeq and is a predicted model, not a curated record. Bases 1 to 1479 code for a protein of 492 amino acids. Lineage: Eukaryota; Fungi; Ascomycota; Sordariomycetes; Hypocreales; Cordycipitaceae. The transcript has a single exon.
AUGGCAAGCCAGUCCUCCGGCGACGUCGAGAUCCUAGUCCACGUCACCGCGCCCAGUCGCGUCGCCGAUGAUGCCGCCUACCGCCGCCUCGCCAAGGCAUACCUGUCCUUUGCACCGGGCAGCCGCACCCUGGUCACCAUCCCCAGCUCGCCAGAGAUACACCAGCGGCACCAACAACCGCCUCCCUCGCGGCAAUGUCAGCUCGAUGAGGGGGAUGACUUUGGCGAGGCCGUGCUACAGUCGUUCUGCUCCGACUCGCAGGAACUGAGCUUUAAGGAAGCUCUGGAUAACAGGUCCUCGCCGUGUCUCCUCGCGGCACAACCACGCCGUCCCGUCACGCCACGGCCGCCUCCGGAGCAGGUGGUGCUGCCGGAUGACAAUGUCACUACGCCUACGGCGGCUGUAUGCCAGCUGCCUAGCCAGAUUUCGGACUCAUACCCGAUGCCGGACUGCGACAUGUUCAACAUCACUCCCACGCGUGUUCUGCAGCGGUACAUGGGCGGCCGGCAGCCGACACCAACCCCCACAGCACCACCACUACUGUCGUCGCCUACGCUAUCAAGUGUCGGCGAGCCAGACAAUCUCAAGACGGAGGUGCCAGCCACUGUCAUUGGCAUAUCUUCCUCAGACCCUCUCUCCAACCCAAGUGGCACCCAAGGAAACAGGGAGCAGCGCCAGCCCACUAUUCCCGCCACACCUCUCAUAUCAGAGUCCUCGCGAAAGCGCAGGGCAGUCAGAAAUGACGAUAUACAUGACACCUCUGCACUGGAUGUCACACACAUAUCCAGCAGCAUUUCCGGUAGCAGCGCCUCCCCAGUUGCCGCCCUUCCCCGGGCCGAGACCGAUCCGCUCCCAUCCAAACGUCCCCGACAAGUCGCCCAGGACAGCGGCGCCGGCACCGUACAUCCCCUCCGCAGCGCCAGCGACAACACCAACCAGCCACACCGUCACCGGCGCGCGCGGUUCUCCUCCUCACCACUCCCCCACGACGUCCUUUCACAGAUCCCCUCCACGCAUCUAUCGCCCCGCUCCUCCUCGUUCUCGUCCUCCCUCUCCGCGCGCCCGGCCUCGCCACCCGUCAGCGUCGACCGCCUGGACCUCUCGAGCCUCGUCUCCGCCAAGCUCGGCAAGCUCGCGCACGACCUCGGCUCGCGCUACCGCCCGACCCUCCGGCGUGCCGCCGGGCCCCUCGCACCGCUCGAGCGCGGCCACUGGAGCGUCGACUGCCGCACCUGGCCGCCCGCCCAGCGCGCCGAUGCCUGGGCCUUCCUCGCCGGCUACGUCCGCAGCGGCCUCGCCGGCUGGGGCGUCUGGUGCCGCCGUUCCGCCGACGGUCGCCAUAUCAAGCUCUAUGGCUGGGCGCACGUCGCGAAGCACACGUACCUCCUGCUCUACCUGGCUAGUGGCCGGCACAUCAAGACGACGGGCGCCCAGUGGAUCGAUGCCGACGGCGCGGUGGCCAUGGAGGUCUUACCAUAG